AUGGCGGCGUCCACAUACGAGUCUCGCGACUCUAUCCAGGAUGUCUUCGGCGACCGAACACCGUACAAGCAUGAGUGGCCGACGCGAUUUGAUAUGCGCGUCUUAGACACGCCGGAUAAAUGGGUACAAAGUGCAUGUGUGCUGUGCAGUAAUGGUUGCGGGCUGGAUAUUGGGGUCAAGGAUGGCCGUGUGGUGGGUGUGCGCGGUCGCGCGACCGAUCGGGUGAAUAAAGGACGUCUGGGUCCGAAGGGUUUGCACGGCUGGGAAUCCAUCUACCAUCCGGAUAGACUGAAGCACCCACUCAUCCGGCGCAAUGGCAAGCUCGAGCGGGCGUCGUGGGACGAAGCGAUGUCGCUGAUUGUCGACAAGGCGAAGGAGAUACGAGGGCGUUUGACCAACCAUGGCAUUGGGUUCUAUACCUCUGGUCAACUGUUCUUGGAGGAAUAUUAUGUCCUAGCGAUGAUCGGCAAGGCCGGGUUGAAUACUCUCCAUAUGGAUGGCAACACCCGUUUGUGUACGGCCACUGCGGCGGCUAGCAUGCGCGAGUCCUUUGGUAGUGACGGUCAACCGGGAUCUUAUGGAGAUAUUGACUAUACCGAAUGUCUGUUUAUGGUCGGCCAUAACGUGGCAAAUACACAGACGGUCUUAUGGUCUCGAAUACUAGAUCGCCUCGACGGGGCGUCUCCUCCGAAACUCAUCGUGGUUGAUCCGCGACGGUCGGAAACGGCGAAGAAAGCUACUAUUCACUUGGCACCCAAGAUUGGAACUAAUGUGGCACUGCUUAAUGGUUUACAGCAUCUGUUGUUCAAGAAUGGCUGGGUUAACGAGGAAUUUGUCUCGCAGCACGUGGUGGGAUUGCAGCAGCUUGAGGCUGUAGUCAAGGAAUACACCCCGGAGUAUGUGAUGCAAAUUACCGGCGUACCUACGACAUUGUUAGAAGAGGCAGCUAGGAUAAUGGGAACUAGCAGUAGCCUGUUAUCAACUGCUCUGCAAGGGGUUUAUCAAUCUAACCAAGCUACGGCAGCUGCCUGUCAGAUCAACAAUAUCAAUCUGCUGCUUGGACACAUUGGGAAGCCUGGAAGCGGUAUCCUCCAGAUGAACGGCCAACCCACUGCUCAAAAUAACCGGGAGGCCGGAUGUGACGGUGAAUAUCCAGGGUUUCGAAAUUUUCAAAACCAGAAGCAUAUGCAGGAGAUCGCGGAUCACUGGGACAUUGACUUGAUUCAUAUGCCACACUGGAAUCAACCCACACAUAUUCAAAAUAUGCUGAAUUACAUCGAGAACGGCUCGAUCGAGAUGUUUUGGGUAUCGGGCACGAAUCCACUGGUCAGCCUACCCAAUCUACAUCGUGUCCGAAACCUGUUUACCAAACCAGACCUCUUCCUUGUCGUACAGGAUAUCUUCCCUACCGAGACAACAGCUGUGGCAGAUGUGGUGCUGCCAGCAGCUCAGUGGGCAGAGAAAACUGGAUGUUUCACCAACGCUGACCGAACCAUGCAUCUCUCGCAGAAGGCCGUCGAGCCACCAGGAGAAGCUAAGGCUGACCUGGACAUCUUCUUGGAUUUCGGGCGGCGGAUGGACUUUAAGAACAAACAUGGAGGGCCCCUGAUCCCUUAUACCACACCGGAAGAAGUCUUCGAUGCAUGGAAAGGGAUGUCAUACGGCCGUCCCUGUGACUGCAGCGAGCUCACGUACGAGAAGCUCACCGGCGGAUCUGGCAUUCAAUGGCCUUGUACUACGGAGUAUCCGAACGGCAAAGAGCGCCUGUUCACUGAUGGCAAAUUCUUCACUGAUCCAGACUACUGCGAAGACUUCGGGCAUGAUCUCGAGACUGGAGCGCCAUAUACUCGAGCACAAUAUCAAGCCAUGAACCCCGCAGGACGAGCCAUCCUCAAAGCUGCUCACCACAAGGCGCCCCUUGAAGCCCCUGAUGAUCAAUUUCCCGUGCUACUUUCGACCGGUCGAAACGUUUUUCACUUCCAUACACGGACCAAAACAGGAAGGGCCAGGCGGCUCCAGCAAGCCGAUCCACAGCCAUUUGUUCGCAUAUCUGAAGUGGAUGCGAAAGAUCUCUAUCUCACGGAGGGAGAAAUGGUUGUAGUGAGAUCCCGUCGUGGUAGUGUAGAGCUCCCAGUGAGAAUUGGUGAGAUUAACGAAGGACAUGUUUUUAUCCCGUUCCACUUUGGUUACUUUGAUUCAAAGGACCCGCGAGCGCGAGCCGCAAAUGAGCUUACGGUUGACGAAUGGGACCCUGUUUCCAAACAGCCAAUGUUUAAGUCUGGUGCGGUUCGAAUCGAGAAGUGCAUUCAGAAAGAGGGUGGAAAAGAAACUCACUCCAAGGAAGAACAGACUGCAGCCAUCAGAAGUGUUGAACAGAAGAAGGGACAAGGAGAGAUGUCGGUCGCAAAUACGUCCAACAGCCAGGGUAGCGCCGAUGAGCGUAUCCGACGACUAGAACUUUGGCUGGGUGCCACACACCAGGCUCUGGAAGUCCUCAACGACAUUUACAAGGAUCUGAUUCCGUGCCUAGUACAUGACCUGGAGGUAUACUCAGGGCUUGAGGUUAUGCGUCGAAUAAAUCUGGACAUUCUGCGCAAGCUCAACCCAAUAAUCUUGAGAUACCAUGAGAGUCGCCAGUACGGCCGGAAGGUUGCUACAAGCCUUAAAGAUAGUCUUUUCCCUAAUGUCGAAGAAGGGAGCGACGCAUACGAGGCAAUGGUCGCAUUGCAGGCCCUAGACGUCUUCCUUACAUACAUUGAAGGGCACCUAACUGCACUUUCGCCGGCAAGUCAGGCGUUGUGGGAUGUUGAGUUUGUUGAUGCUGUGAAGUUCGCUCAAAAUGGCAUUCAACGACAAAAAGUGUGGGUCACCCAGCAUAUCAAGGUCAAAAGCCCCCAGACUUUACUCGUUCCAGUGGCAGCACCGGGCGAACUGCAUUCCGAUGAGUCGACUUUGUCCGGGUAUCUACGCUGCUGA
This is a messenger RNA of Aspergillus caelatus, 2976 nucleotides long. RefSeq names its product molybdopterin oxidoreductase family protein. Bases 1 to 2976 code for a protein of 991 amino acids. Gene Ontology annotation, molecular function: oxidoreductase activity; molybdopterin cofactor binding. The transcript is spliced from 4 exons. The record is from RefSeq and is a predicted model, not a curated record. Lineage: Eukaryota; Fungi; Ascomycota; Eurotiomycetes; Eurotiales; Aspergillaceae.